Messenger RNA from Psylliodes chrysocephalus, 1619 nucleotides. Lineage: Eukaryota; Metazoa; Arthropoda; Insecta; Coleoptera; Chrysomelidae. The record is from the annotation of a GenBank genome assembly.
CAAAUCAAAUGCUCAUUUACUAGAUCAAAAGAUUUCCAAUUAUUACAGUUUGAAAUGAUAAAAUGAAAGAACAAGUCACUAGUAUUAAGAUAGAUUCUAAAUUAGCGCCAAAACCAGCUGGUUUCGGUUAUCGUCACCUACAAUAUGCUCUCAUGUUUGCUGCAUGUACUGUGGCCUACGGAAUGAGAGGCGUUUUAAAUGUAGCCAUCAUAGCAAUUAUAAAAAAAUACUCAGACGACAAAGAUUAUAAGACAUAUCCAGAAUGGGAAAGCAAAAAGAACUUAAUGCUUUCAUCUUUCUUUUGGGGAUACAUUUGUCUACAAGUUGGUGCUGGUCAGUUGGCCAAAAACUAUGGACCAAAAUUAUUUUUGUGUGUAGCCAUCUUCGUUACCUCAUUAUUUACGAUUCUAAUUCCUAUACUUGGAGAAGCAAUAGGUUAUGGUGGGGUAAUUUUAUGCAGAAUCGUGCAAGGACUAUCCCAAGGAUUUCUAGUGCCCUCUAUUCAUAAUUUACUCAGUCAUUGGGCUCCCACUUCAGAGAGAGCUACUUAUGGAAGUGCUGUGUAUGCAGGUCAAGCCUUAGGAAACGUUUUCGCAAUGCCUAUAACAGGUUUUAUUUGUGCAACAAGAUUUGGUUGGCCAGCUUCUUUUUACUUAUACGGUAGUUUAGGCAUGACAUGGUGUAUUAUUUGGAUACUAUUUGGUUCAGAUAGUCCAGCAAGACAUAAAAGUAUAUCCGAUGAAGAGUUAAAGUUUAUUGAAUCUUCGAUAUUACAAGAAGGUGACGUUACGAAAAUUGCAACACCAUGGAAGUCCAUCUUUACAUCGUUGCCAAUGAUAGCUGUAAUUGUAGCACACGUCGGUCAGAAUUGGGGAUUUUGGACACUGCUUACUGAAAUACCGAGUUUCAUGGAGAAAAUAUUGGGUGAAGAUAUUGCCUCGAAUAGUUUAUUAUCAGCUUUACCUUAUUUCAUCAUGUGGCUUUUAACGUUGCUCUUAAGUCCAAUAGCUGAUAAAAUAAUUGAUAAAGAAAUUGUAAGUCUGGUGGCAAGUAGAAAAAUUUUUAAUACAAUUGGAUUUGGAGUUCCUGCCAUAGCACUCAUAUCACUAUGUUUUGUAACUGACAAAACAACCACGAUGAUCUUACUGGUGGUAGCUGUAGGAUUCAAUUCUGCUCAGUAUAGUGGUUUUAAUAUUAAUCACAUUGAUCUGUCCCCAAAUCAUUCAGGUACAUUGAUGGCCAUAACGAAUAGUUCUGCUACUGUUGCAUCAAUACUAGCUCCACUUGCUGUCGACUUUUUUGUACACAUUAGUCAUUAUGAAGAGACAGAUAAAAGCCUAUGGAAUAUCGUAUUCUGUGUGGCUGCAGGCGUCUACUUAGCUGCCAAUAUAUUUUAUAUUAUUUUUGCCUCCGGUGAACUACAACCGUGGAACAACAUUGGCGAAAAGGUUAAAGAAGAUAAAUUAAAUCAAGACAAAGUUAAACUGGGAAUUUUACGGAAGAUUUCAGUGAUAUCAGUAGCUUAAUUAUUGUAAGCGUUAAUUAUUUAAAUUAAUAAUUUAGUUAUGUAACUUUUGUAGGUCAAAUAUGUGUGUAUAAAUAAAUAUUAUAUUUUUUUA